GGCGAGACGCUCGGCAGCCCCGCCCUCUGCCCCGGAAGUGGAAGCUGCCGCGGUCACGGCGGGCGGAAGGCGGAAGUGGCGAGCGACGGGGACCCGGGGGGGCAAGAGGAGGAGGAGGAAACCCCCCCCCCGGGCACCCGGGAGCAGGCUUUGUAGUGACACCUGUCGGGCGAGGAACAGCCUCCCAGAGGGUCACUUCGGAUUCCUGGAGCCUGGGCAGGAAACCUGGUGACUUAAGCGAUGGCCAGUGGAUUUCUCUUCAAGUGCUGGUGAAAGCUGCGUGCGAGGAAGUUCUGUACGGCCACGGCUAGCACGAGCGUCAGCUUCCCACGACUGCUGUGGGGAUAAAGGCUACAAAAUGACAGCUGUAACUUAGCCCUUGCUGCUCCAGGGCGGCUUUGGGGGUGAGGCAGUGGAGAAGCAGAUGUCUGGAGGAGGAGGGAUGUGUGAAGCCAAACCGGCUAGUUCCUGCUGCUGGAGUGGCGAGCUCUCCGAGGGCAGGGGUGCACCAGGGGCCAGCCCUUGUGUGGAUAACAGACCCUUGUUCUCAAGUUUUGGGGAUCCGGGAAGCACUGGGCCUAGCGGCUGUCACUUCUUCCAAGAAUGCUGCAGUCCUGAAGGCCCCGAGCGUACGUCUCCGAGCCAGCGCUGGCCGAAACAACUCCACGGAGCCACCGAAGGCUUUGAACCCAUGGAGGCUCAUGGGCCAGCUGCUGCUGGGACAUUGCUAGCCGAGCCAGCAGCCGAGAGGCUAGGGAAGGUGGAGGAGGCCGCCUGUUCUCCCCAUCAGGGCUUUCCAGAAGGCGGCGGGCAGAGCCCUGCCUGCACCGCAGGGGAGGGUGUUGGUUGGAAUGGAAGCUGCGACCGAGUACCGGCGGGGUUGCUCGAAGAGGAUGGCUUGCACUUUACUGAGUCCAGUGCUCCUGGCUCCUGUCUGUCCAGUUACGAACGUUCCUGUAGUUGUCAGGGGGAGAGUUUGGAUCUCUCCAGGACUUAUUUGGAAAAGGGGAACUGUUCGUGUAGCAUCACCUGCCAGCACUGGGCUUCGGAGUCCCCUGGAGCUGAGGACGAAGCCUUUGCUCCUGAUUCAGCCCCAUCGCUGCAGGGCCAGGAGGAAGACGAGGAAGAUGACGGAGUGUCCAAGGCCAGCGAGGACCCUUCGGACUCUGGCAGGGUGCUCGGCGGCAGGAAGAAUGGGAGACGCCAGAGGCACCGCUCUGGCACGAAGGACAAGGAGGACGGGAAGGAGAAUGCCAAGCGGGAGGGUAGAUCUGCGCCGGCUGGCGGGAAGCACAAGCAGGCCAGGAAGAGGAGCCAUGCGGACCGGCGGCGCCACCUAAAAGCGGAGGUCCCCAGGCAGCUGGAAGAGCUGGCCUGGGUCUGCGUCUCCUGUUUCAAGAAGCUCAUCAAACUGGUGCUGGUCAUCACCCACGAGUGUGGCGAGUACGUGGAAGCUGGUGGGAGGCUC
Messenger RNA from Chrysemys picta bellii (western painted turtle), 1468 nucleotides. The record is from RefSeq and is a predicted model, not a curated record. NCBI's taxonomy places the organism in Eukaryota, Metazoa, Chordata, Testudines, Emydidae.